Molecule: messenger RNA, 6422 nt
Organism: Beta vulgaris subsp. vulgaris (sugar beet)
Lineage: Eukaryota; Viridiplantae; Streptophyta; Magnoliopsida; Caryophyllales; Amaranthaceae
Product: nuclear pore complex protein NUP205
Exons: 45
Coding region: 244-5892 (1882 amino acids)
Cellular component (GO): nuclear pore
Source: RefSeq, a predicted model, not a curated record
ACACCACACUCCACAACGAGGGCUUUGGCAGGGUUUUACAAAACAACGCUCCUCAGUCCUCACUCCUAGUUCUCCCUCCCACUCUCACUUCCGCUAUAACUUUCGUCUUCUCCUCCGUUCUCCUUUUUUUUUUUUCAUUUUUCCCGCCCCCAAAACAAUUACUCUUCUUGUCCAUUUCCACCUUCAUCUCCACAUCCAAAAACACAAUUUUAGGGUUUUCCGCCAUUACUCCAAGCUCCAAAAAUGGUGUCCCCUAAACAACUCCUUUCGACAAUUGAAUCAACGCUAUUAAGUUCUUCUCCUCCUUCACCUUCCGACCGUAUUGAACUUAUGCACGCAAUUCGAAGCUCUCUUUCUUCUCUCCAAAACCUCCUCUCUUAUCCUUCGCCGAGACCAGCGGAUCGGACGGAGGUGCAAUCGAAAGAAGUCCGGUUGCCGAGCUUGCCACCGAUAUCGUUGGACGAUCAGGAUGUCCAACUUGCACUGAAACUGAGUGAUGAUCUUCACCUCAAUGAAAUUGACUCUGUUCGGUUGCUCGUUUCUGCUAACCAAGAGUGCGGCCUGUUAGGACGAGAACCUUUGGAGAUUUUACGUCUAGCAACUGGACUCUGGUAUACGGAAAGAAGAGAUCUAAUCACAGCCUUAUAUACACUAUUAAGGGCUGUUGUGCUUGACCAGGAUCUUGACGGGGAUUUAGUGGCCGACAUUCAAAAAUACUUGGAGGAUCUUAUAAAUGCUGGGCUUAGACAACGGUUGAUAAAAUUAAUCAAGGAACUCAACUGGGAAGAACCAGCUGGUGCAGGGGGCCCAAAUGCUGAGCGUUAUAUCAUUGAUGCUCGUGGUGCUGUUGUAGAGCGACGAGCAGUUGUUAGCCGGGAAAGACUUAUCCUUUCUCAUUGCCUUGUUCUGUCUGUUCUGGUUGUGCGGACAAGUCCCAAAGAUAUAAAGGAUAUCUUCUCUGUUCUGAAAGACAGUGCUGCUGAACUUAACAGCUGCACAGACACCGCAAAAUAUCAGAUAACAUAUGGCAUCCUCUUUUCUCUUGUAAUUGCAUUCACCUCUGAUGCUCUCAGCACUGUCCCAGAGAAAGUUUCUGUCCUUUCUUGUGAUGCUUCCUUCAGACAAGAAUUUCAGGAAAUCGUGAUGGCUCCUGUUAAUGAUCCAAAUAUUAGCGGCUUGGUUGAUUGUGUAAGACUGGCGUGGUCAGUACAUUUGAUGUUAGUACAAGAGGGAAUUGCGGCAAGGGACGCAAUCUCUAGUGCUUCGUCCAAAGACUUGCAGAAUAUCAAUUCUUGUUUGGAAGUCAUCUUCUCAAACAACGUGUUUCAAUUUUUCCUUGACAAAGUCCUUCGGACUGCUGCUUAUCAGAAUGAUGAUGAAGAUAUGACGUAUAUGUACAAUGCUUAUCUUCAUAAGCUUAUCACUAUCUUCUUGUCCGAACCACUUGCCAGAGACAAGGUGAAAGAGUUGAAAGAGAAGGUUAUGAAUAUGCUAAGCCCUUAUCGCAUGGGUGGACCUCAUGGCUUUUCUCAGUUUGACAACAUGAAUGCUGACCAUGCUCCUGAAGUGGACCGUCAACCAUUUAUUUCUUUAUUGCAGUUUAUCAGUGAAAUUUAUCAGAAAGAACCGGAAUUACUCUCUGGGAAUGAUGUUUUAUGGACGUUUGUGAAUUUUGCUGGGGAAGACCACACUAAUUUUCACACACUGGUUGCUUUUUUGAAAAUGCUCGGUGCCUUGGCAUGCAGUGAAGACGGUGCCUCAAAGGUGUUUGAGCUGCUUCAAGGAAAAACUUUUCGUUCUGUUUCUUGGAGCACUUUGUUUGAUUGCCUGUCAAUAUAUGCGGAAAAAUUUAAGCAGUCCCUGCAGAGCAACGGGUCCUCGCUCCCAGAGUUUCCAGAAGGAGAUGCAAAAGCAUUGGUUGCAUAUUUGACUGUUAUUCAAAAGGUUGUGGAAAAUGGGAAUCCGAUUGAACGGAAGAACUGGUUUCCUGAUAUCGAGCCAUUAUUCAAGCUCCUUAGUUAUGAAAAUGUGCCUCCUUUUCUGAAGGGUGCCCUGAGAGAUGCCAUUGCAAUGUUUAUCCAAGUUUCUCCAUUGAUGAAAGACACUAUAUGGGGUUAUCUUGAGCAGUAUGAUCUGCCUGUUGUAGUUGGACCUCAAGCUGUAAACACUGCACAACCAAUUUCUACACAGGUGUAUGAUAUGCAGUUUGAGUUAAAUGAAAUUGAGGCAAGGAGAGAAUAUUAUCCCUCGACAAUCUCUUUUAUAAAUCUUCUGAAUGCUCUUAUUGCUGAAGAAAGAGAUUUCAGUGAUAGAGGCCGCAGGUUUGUUGGUAUUUUCAGAUUUAUAUAUGACCAGGUCUUUGGGCCGUUUCCUCAAAGAGCCUAUGCGGAUCUGUCCGAAAAGUGGCAGCUGGUAGUUGCUUGUCUUCAUCAUUUCCGAAUGAUAUUAAGUACAUAUGAGAUAACAGUUGAGGACAUUGAGAGUGUUGUUGACCGUUCACAACUUUCAACAGUUCAACAGCCUGCCCAAUUCCAACUGCAGCUUCCUGUUGUUGAGCUUAUGAAGGAUUUCAUGAGUGGUAAAACAGUAUUUAGAAACAUCAUGAGUAUUCUCUCGCAUGGGGUUAACACUAUUAUCACUGAACGCACCAGCCAAACAUAUGGUGGCCUUCUGGAGAAAGCAGUUCAUCUGUCUCUGGAGAUCAUAAUUCUUGUUUUAGCAAAGGAUUUACAGCUUGCUGAUUACUGGCGCCCUCUUUAUCAGCCUUUGGAUGCGAUACUUUCACAAGAUCAUAAUCAAAUUGUAGCUUUGUUGGAGUAUGUGAGAUAUGAUCUACAGCCACUUAUCCAGCAAUGCUCCAUCAAAAUCAUGAGUGCAUUGAGCUCUCGUAUGGUUGGGCUUGUUCAAUUGCUGCUGAAUUCUAAUGCUGCAAGCUCCUUGGUAGAGGAUUAUGCUUCCUGUCUGGAGAUACGCUCACAAGAAAGCCAGAGUGUAGACAACAGUAGUGAUGAUCUGGGUGUGCUCAUACUCCAGCUUUUAAUUGACAAUGUCAGCAGGCCAGCACCAAAUGUGACUCAUCUGCUACUCAAAUUUGAUCUAGAUACUCCAAUUGAGCGUACAGUUUUACAGCCAAGAUUUAAUUACAGUUGCUUAAAGGUUAUUCUUGAUAUGCUGGACAAACUUUUGAAGCCAGAUGUAAAUGCAUUGCUUCAUGAAUUCGAGUUUCAGCUCCUUUAUGAGUUAUGUGUUGAUGAACUUACAUCUGGUCCAGUGAUGGAUCUAUUGAGUAGUAAGAAAUAUAAUUUCUUUGUUAAGCAUUUGGAAACGGUCGGCAUUGCUCCACUUCCUAAAAGAAAUAGUGCACAGUCUUUAAGAACCAGCUCACUUCAUCAGAGAGCUUGGUUGUUGAAGCUUCUGGCGGUGGAGCUGCACUCUGGUGAUAUGGCAAAUCCUUGCCACAGAGAAACAUGUCGUAAAAUCCUUGCUCAUCUGUUUGGGCAAGCUAUGAAUGAACUGGAGGGUGAUCAAGAGAAUGCUACUUCCUUUGCUGAGCAAUAUAGAGAAAGUGCUGCAACAAGAACAAUCAGUAAGAGCAAGGCAUUUGAGCUCCUUGAUAUCAUUCAAUUUAGACCUCCUGAAGCCACUAUGGACUAUUCAAAAGUUGUAUCAAAUGCUAAAUGCAGCUUGCUAGCUGAGGAGAUACUUCGAAAUUCUGCACCUGAAAAGAAUGGAGUAUAUUAUUACUCAGAGCGAGGUGAUCGUCUAAUCAAUCUUACCUCAUUCCGAGACAAACUCUGGCAGCUGAGUUCCUUUGGCAAUGAACUCGACCUUAAUGACUUGCGAGAAAGUGUUCAACAAUUGCUUAGAUGGGCUUGGAAAUACAAUAGAAAUUUGGAGGAACAAGCUGCCCAACUUCAUAUGCUAACUGGCUGGUCGCAGAUUGUUGAGAUCUCUGCUUCAAGAAGAUUGUCAUACCUUGAAAGUAGAACUGAAGUCUUGUUUCAAUUGCUUGAUACCUCUUUGAGUGCUUCUGCUUCACCUGACUGUUCUCUUAAGAUGGCACUUCUGCUGACUCAGGUCGCCCUCACAUGUAUGGCCAAGUUGCGGGAUGAUAGAUAUAUAUAUCCUGCUGGUUUAAAUUCAGAUGCUGUAACGUGUCUUGAUGUUAUCAUGUUUAAACAAUUGUCAAAUGGAGCUUGUCUUUCUAUAUUGUCUAAACUUUCUCAGGCAUUACUAAGGCACGACUCAUCAGAAGCCUUGAGAAGAAGGCAGUAUGCAUUGUUACUCAGUUAUUUCCAGUACUGUCAACAUGUGCUUGAUCCAGAUGUACCAAGAACGAUGCUUCAGUUACUACUUGGUACUGGACAGGACAAUGAAGAUAUUGAUCUUGAAAAGAUUGACAAAGAGCAAGCCGAACUGGCACGAUCAAACUUUUCUAUUUUGCGGAAAGAAGCUCAAGCUGUUCUGGAUUUGGUAAUAAAAGAUGCAACCCAAGGCAGUGAAUCUGGGAAGACAAUAUCACAUUUUGUUCUUGAUGGGUUAAUAUGUAUAGAUCAUGAGAAAUUCUUCUUGAACCAACUUCAGAGCAGAGGAUUCCUAAGGUCUUGCUUGAUGAGUAUUAGCAGCUUUUCUUAUCAGGAUGUUCGACGCACUAUGGAGGCUUUGCAGAGAUCCUGUACGCUUGAGGCUGAACUUGCUUUGAUGUUGAGAAUUAGUCAUAAGUAUGGGAAGGCCGGGGCCCAGGUUUUGUCUUCCAUGGGUACCUUGGAGCAUUUGUCUUCUUGCAAAGCACUAUAUCUGCCAUUGAAGGGAAGCUUAAGGCAUGUGGAGAAUAGGUUUGCAAGGGGACUACCUGCCAAUGCUGACAGGCAACAAGUUAUAGCUGCUCCAGUAUUGAGAUUGGUGUCAUCUCUUACUUCAUUGGUCGAUGCAUCUGAUUUCUUCGAGGUGAAAAACAAAAUUGUCCGAGAAGCCAUUGAGUUUGUGAAAGCCCAUCCCACUCUGUUUGACCAGGCUCUGCAGGAAAACAUUUUUGAAAUUGAUGAAUUGAUGAUGGAGCUUAUCAAUCUUGUUGUUGGCAUAUUAAGUAAGGUCUGGCCUUAUGAAGAGAAUGAUGAGUAUGGUCAUGUUCAAGGCCUUCUUCGGAUGAUGUGUGAUCUGUUCUCACAGGAUGCUGAAUCAUUUUCUUCCAUCUCUUCUGGGUUCUCUCCCAUGAACCAAAGGAGGUUGGAACUAAAGAAAUUUCAUAUAGGUUUCGGACUCAGUUCGUACCUUUAUUUUCAAGUGACAAAGAAAUCCCUUAGGUUGCAGGUUUCGGAUGGUCAAUCUGCUUAUCACAAAUCUGGCAGAAAGCAGCAACCAACUUUAGCAUUGGUUGUCCAUUUUCUCAACACUGUGACCACUGCUCUUGAAAGGGCUGCUGAUGAGAAAUCUCAGUUACUUAACAAGAUUCAAGACGUAAAUGAGCUAUCAAGACAGGAAAUAGAUGGCAUAAUCAAUACCUUUACAGAGAAGACUCGUGUUUCUUCAUCAGACAACACAAACACAAGGCGGUAUAUAGCAAUGGUGGAGAUGUGUCAGAUAGUUGGCGACCGAGAUCAGCUGGUCACUCUAUUACUUCUACUAGCAGAGCAUGUGCUGAAUGUGAUCCUCACUCAUUUCCAGGACGUUUCCUUUAUAGCUGGAAGUGGAACCAAUGGAACUGCAAAGCUAAUUACACAUACUUCAGAUGUGGAAUCCAAACAGGAUCUUUCAGCGUUAUGUGGAAAGUUACUUCCCAUCUUAGAAAGAUUGGAAUUGCUAAAUGAGGAUAAGGUUGGACAGAGUCUUAAAGUAUUUUGCAGAUUGGUAACUUCACUCAAGGAAUUGACCAUCCGAAAGCUGGCGUUGUGACUGCCAUCGAGCUGAGAGUUUUGUUAGGAUUUAGGGUUGGUUAAUUUAUAUUCUAUCAUUGUAUGUACCAUAUGUAUUAUGUAUCCCUUGGGAUCUUUUAGAGAGGUUAAACGCCUACCUGUGUUCAAAAGUCAUUGCUUGUGUAUAUAUAUAUUCACUCUUCCCCUUUCGCUUCCGUUUGUUCAGCCUAUGUUAGGCUAGUCGGGCGAUCAAUUGUAUCUCGAGGGCAGUGGACAGUAUGGAAAUUCUUUACGAGAUUCGUACAUAUACUAAAUAGGCUAAAAAUGUGGUUGCAUUUCUAUAGGUUUUCAAAAAAUAGUUCUAUUCAUGCAACACUUUUUUUCCCCGAAUGUAUGUAGAAUCACAAAGAGCAGUAGUUGAUUCUAGGUUUAGGAUAUCUUUCCUUGUAAUAUAAAUUGAGACCAAGAAAAGGGUGGCUGAUGUAUCACUUUAUUUUUAGAUAUUCUCAGGGUUUCAAAGUUUAUGGUAAAUAACUCUGGGCUAAUUUAAAUAAACUUUGUUUUAAAGUA